CAGGCAGGGCCGGCGACGAGAUAUAAACUGAACCAGGUCCCUGAAUUCUGGAAAUUCUUGGAGCGGAAACCACCGUUAUUCGGGUUCCCUACUGCCUUCAAUGUUUUCUUUCCUUCUCCUGGCAUUCUUCUCGGUUCGCGCUGUGGGGCAGCACAUAUCUCCAGGGGACUUGGCCGCUCAAUAUAGCCUAACAACAAGCACCAGCUUUCCCUUUCCGACCGCCACCGCCUCUUCGCCCGACACUCAGUCUCUCCUGCUCAACGAAUGGUCGUUGGGCAGAGGACGCAUUCAAGAGAACCCCAACAAUCUCGAAUUCGUUCGGGACCCAUACCCCAAUAGUGGCAGCGCGUCCUCUGGACCCGUACUCCAAGUAAUAUACCCUGCGGGAAGCUAUACCCAUGCCAGUGGAGGAGGUGCACAAUUCUAUAAUCUGUGGAAUACGACGGAUGGAUCGACUUUUGGAACCAUGCUUCUAUCAUACGAGAUGGCCUUCGAAGCUGGCUUCAAUUGGGUGAAAGGCGGGAAGCUUCCUGGCCUUCGUGGUGGCUUAAACUCGACUGGAUGCAGCGGCGGCAAUCUUUCAACGGGCAAAGAAUGCUUCAGUGCGCGCCUGAUGUGGAGGAGAGCUGGGAGAGGAGAAGUAUACGCGUACAUUCCGAAGUCCAACAAAAUCUGCGACCGAGUAGGUGUAGACUGCAACGAGGACUUUGGUAUCAGUUUCAACCGCGGUUCCUUCGUCAUGAAAUCUGGAGAAUGGAUGACGCUGUCACUCCUCGUCCGCCUCAACGACCCGCCUAAUGUUGCCAAUGGAGACAUUCAGCUAUUCUACAACGGUCAACGGGUAUUGUCUGAGGAAGGCCUCCAGAUUCGCAGUGCGGAUAGCGUGAGCAUUAAUGGCUUGUUCUUUUCAACAUUCUUUGGAGGCAACAGCUUCGCUACGCCUAGGACGUUCCACACCUACUAUCGAAACAUCCAACUAUGGGGAAGCUCUGCUGCGUCCAACCUUACGGGUCCCACAAUCAGCAACGCACCUUCGACGCGCUGCAGCAGCUUCGCGGUCUUGAUCCCCGCUUUACUUGCGCUUCUUGUGGCGUGA
Molecule: messenger RNA, 1096 nt
Organism: Coprinopsis cinerea okayama7#130
Lineage: Eukaryota; Fungi; Basidiomycota; Agaricomycetes; Agaricales; Psathyrellaceae
Exons: 6
Coding region: 101-1096 (331 amino acids)
Source: RefSeq, a predicted model, not a curated record